CAGGGCAACACCCCGGCGUCCCUGGAAGCCGGGAGCCGGGGUGGUGCCUGGGAAGCUGCGCAGAGUCGGGAGCCAUCGCCCAGAGCCUCCUGGGGUGGGGGACAGGGCAGAGUCGAGGCUCUUCUGCAUGGCCUGCCAGGCCCUCCGUGACCAGACCCUGACCUGGCCAUCCACCCAGCCUCUGCCGUGCACACUGCUGUCCAGCACUCCAGAUCGCCUUGUCUGCAUUUGAGCCCAGACCAAUCAUGGCUGGAAGACCCAUCCGCAUAGGAGACCAACUGGUUCUGGAGGAAGAUUAUGAUGAGACCUACAUUCCCAGUGAGCAAGAAAUUAUUGAAUUUGCCAGAGAGAUUGGGAUUGACCCCAUCAAGGAACCAGAACUGAUGUGGCUGGCGCGGGAGGGCAUUGUGGCCCCUCUGCCCGUGGAGUGGAAACCAUGCCAGGACAUCACAGGUGAUAUUUACUAUUUUAACUUUGCCAACGGGCAGUCCAUGUGGGACCAUCCAUGUGACGAGCACUAUCGGAACUUGGUGAUCCAAGAGCGAGGGAAGCUGUCAACUUCUGGGGCCAUUAAGAAGAAAGAGAAGAAAAAGAAAAAGGAAAAGAAAGACAAGAAGGACAAAGAGACCUCCAGAAGUCCCCUGGAAACACAACGUGAGCAGGGACUUCUGCCUUCUUCCUCCUUUCUCCGUGGCCCAUCCCCUCUCCCAGCACCUGGGCUUGCUGGUAUGGACCUAGACCAAGAGAUGCAGGCUAGAAGUGAGGGCUCCUUUAAGAAAGUGAAGAGCCCAUGCAUGCUGGGCGACACCCCUUGGCCUCUCAUGGGCACCCUGCCUGGCAAGCUGCAGCCACUCUCCAAACGCCAAGCUUCCCGAACCCAUCAGAUCUUUGCUGACAUGGAGAAAAUCUUAGGCAGGGCCCCAGCCCAAUGUAGGACAGAAUUAGGUGAUCGGCAGGGUCUGGAGAAACCUCAGGAGCCGACAGAGAAAAUCUACCUGGGGUUUUCAGACCCUGAAAUAGAAGAGCUGGAAAUGAGGACCAGACAGCAGAAACCUGGCACUCCGGGCCCUGAGAGCCCCCAGCCCCUCCAGAGUGGGCAGGAUGUAUUAGAAAGCAGGAACCAGGCCUCUGUCCACUCAAAGCUUUCUGAAAUCAUCAAUGGCUUGCAGCUGAAAGGGGAGCAGCACAGCCAGAACAUGGCCAAACUAAGCUCCACUGGCCCUGGGGGGGACAAGGGCCAGAGCCCCAUUCCCUUGCCAUCCUCUGAGGAGGAGACUUCCCUGUCCCCUUGUUCUUCUGACCACAUGCUGCCUAUUAGGAAGAGCAAGCUGUUCUUGUUAGAUAACAGCCCAGCAGAAGACCUGAGCUGGCAGGGUGUUUAUGGGGAAGGUGGGAGCGUGGGCAGAGGGAGGAGGAGGAGAGAGCCCCCAAAAUCAUGGAUGGGACAGGUCUCCAAGCUUGUGAACAAGGACACCCCCAGGAGCUGCAAGAAAACGGAGCCCAAUGACGCUGAGGCUCCAGGGGCCUCAGCUGGAGAUUCACCUCAGGGGCUCUUCCUAAUACCACCUGAUACCCUGGCGUCAGAACCAGCUCAGAUUUGCCCUUCAGGGAAUGCCCCUGGGGAGUCUCCUACCAGUGAGAAGAGACGACCCCCAGGGUCUCCAGAGCCCCCUGAAGAAGACAGGAAGCCUAGUGGGUCUGGGCCUGACUUAGAGAGCAGCAGCCUGGCCUCUCCCCUUGGCUCUCAGAUCCUGGAUGAGGUGAACAACUUCCCUUGGGACCUGCAGAGCUCUCGGGGAUCUGAGCGAGGCACGGGUCAGUCAGGCCCCAGACCCAGAGAUCAACACUCUAGCCCCUUCCUAGUGCCCCCGUUAUCCCACAUGCAGAGCUCUGCUGAUGAGCCGUCAGAGAGUGAAGACUACUCUGAGGAUCAGAGGUUCUACCAGCACAUCCUGCAGAUGGUCAAGAUCUCCAGGCGGCUGGAGGGCCUGGGGCUGCCCGAGAGCGUGCAGGAAAUGCCGUGCAAAGACAUCGCCAGCAUGGUCUGUUGCAUGGCAGCUGAGUCCUCCAGAAUGUCUAGUGAGGGUGAACAUGAGGCCAUCAGAGCCGUGGAGAGGGACUCAAGGUUUCUGGCUUGGAGGCCAGAGCUGCUGGAGCAUCCUCAGGAGGCGGCCCUUGCCCCUGCUGGGCAGGAGGCCUCUCAGCAAGCCUGUUUCCAGCCGAGCAGCAGCCCCCUCAGGCAGGGGCUAGUUGAGCUGAGUUCCUACAGAGGGCUCACUGCAGAGCCAGGCAAGAUGCAGCUUCUCAACCAGGCCCUGGGCUCCUCGUUAGCCCCAGUCCACAUUCCUCUUGGGGGCCUGGCUCCGUUAAGAGGCCUUGUGGAUGCCCCACCCUCUGCCCCUCGUGGAUCUCAAAAUGUGAGCCUGGGGAGCUCAGUGGAGUCCGGUCAACUCGGAGAACUCAUGCCGCCUUCACAGGGUCUCAAGACUUCUGCUUAUACAAAGGGUCUCUUGGGCUCCAUCCAUGAGGACAAGAAUGCUCUCAGCCUCUUGGCUUUAGGGGAGGAGACCAACGAGGAGGAUGAAGCGGAAAGUGACAACCAGAGUGUCCGCAGCUCAAGUGAGCUUCUUAAGAACCUGCACCUGGACAUUGGGGUGCUGGGGGGCGACUUUGAAUAUGAGGAGUCCCCCAGAACAAGCCAGCCAGAGGAGAAGAAGGACAUUUCUCUUGAUUCAGAUGCUGCCAGCCCCCCUACUCCCGGCAAGCUCUUCAGCCAAGGUGCAGACAGCAGCCUGAGCAGUGCCGAUGGCAAAGGGCGACAGGGAAGAGGGGCAAGUUGGCUCCCAGAAAAAGAAAAGAAUGAGAAGAGUGAUCCUGGGACAUCCAGGAGUCUGGUGACCCUCGGGGUGGACCCUGGGGGCGAUCAGCCUGCCAAAGCCAAGAAAAAAGAAGCACCAGAGGACCCGGUAGAUGCAGGAGAGGAGGGUUCCAGGAAGGAAGAGGCAGCAAAGGAGCCAAAGAAGGAUGCUUCUGUCCUGAAAGAGAGCAGAUCAGAUGCCAGUGAAGAGUCAGAAAUUAGUGAACACGUGAAGGAACUACAGCUCUCAGACUCGGCUGCUUCUGACCCCAAGUCCUUCCUUGGCCUGGACUUUGGUUUUCGCAGCCGGAUCUCGGAGCACCUUCUGGAUGUUGCCGUGCUUUCCCCCGUCCGGGGUGGAGCCCGCUGGGAGGCCCAGGGGUUGGGAAGAGAAGACAAGGAUGACAGCCAGUCCAGCCGAGAAGAGCUGCAGAGCAAGCAGUCCAAAGGCUUGGAGAGGUUAUCUCCUCCACUUCUGCGUGGGGAGCGGCUCCAGAGUCCCCUUCACAGCCAGGCCACUGAAGAAGGGCCUCCACAGGCCUGUGAGGGGCAGCCCGAGCGGAAGGGGGCAGAGGAGCCUGGGGAGGACUCUGCAGGCAGCCCCAUCCCACCUGUUUCCCUGCAGAGGGAGGAGACCCCAAGCCCACCUGCCACCCAUGAGAGGGACAUGGAGCCGCACUCCCAGGCGGAGGAGCCCAAGGAGAAGGUGGCGGUCAGCCCCAACCCGCCAAUCUCUCCAGAGGUGCGAUCUGCAGAGCCUGUGGCUCCCCCAAAGCAGCUCUCAGAGGCCACGCUGAAGGCUGUGGAAGAGGCAGUGGCCCAAGAACUCGAGCAAGACCAGAGGCGGCUCCUGGAAUGGAAGCGAGAGAAGAUGCAGCAGCUGCGGGAGAAGCUGUGGCAGGAGGAGGAGGAGGAGAUGCUGCAGCUUCACCAGCAGAAAGAGAAGGCUCUCAGUUCCCUGAAGGAGCAGCUGCAGAGAGCCACUGAGGAAGAGGAGACUCGGAUGAGAGAAGAGGAAAGCCAGAGGCUGUUGCGGCUCCGGGCCCAGGUCCAGUCCAGCACAGAAGCAGAUGAAGUCCAAAUUCGGGCCGAGCAAGAGGCUUCCCUGCAGAGGCUGAGAGAAGAGUUGGAGUCUCUGCAGAAGGUCGAGAGGGCCAACUUGGAGCAGAGAAACAGGCAGAUGCUGGAGCAGCUCAAGGAAGAGAUGGAGGCUUCGGAGAAGAGAGAGCAGGCUGCCCUGAACGCUGAGAAGGAGCAGGCUUUGCAGCAGCUGAGGGAGCAGCUGGAAGGGGAGAGGAAAGGAGCAGUGGCGGCGCUGGAGAGGGAGCACAGAGCUGAGCUGGAACGGCUCUCUUCCUCAUUGGAAGCCAAGCACAGAGAGGUGGUCUCCAGCCUCCAGAAGAAGAUGGAGGAAGCUCAACAGAAAGAGGAGGCCCAGCUGCAGGAGAGCCUUGGGCGGGCGGAGCAGAGAGCUCAUCAGAAAGUUCACCAAGUGCUUGAGUAUGAGCAAGAGCUCAGUGGCCUCCUGAGAGAGAAGCGCCAGGAGGUGGAAAGGGAACACGAGAGGAAGCUGGACAGGAUGAAGGAGGAGCACCGGCAAGCGGUGGCUGAGGCCAGAGAGCAGUAUGAAGCCGAGGAGAGGAAGCAGCGGGCUGAACUCCUGGGGCACCUGACUGGAGAGCUGGAGCGCCUGCGAAGGGCCCACGAGCGAGAAUUGGAGACCAUGAGGCAGGAGCAGGACAGGCAGCUCGAGGACUUGCGGCGUCGGCACCGGGAGCAGGAAAGGAAACUCCAAGAUUUAGAGGUGGAACUUGAAACCAGAACCAAAGAUGUCAAGGCCAGAUUGACUCAGCUGGACAUUCAGGAGGAGACUGCCCGGAAGGAGAAGCAGCAGCUCCUUGAUGUGCAGAGAAAGGUUGCCCUGGAGAGCGAGGAAGCCACAGCCACCCAUCAGCACCUGGAGGAGGCAAAGAAGGAGCACACCCACCUGUUGGAGUCAAACCGGCAGCUCCGAAGAAUUCUCGAUGAGCUUCGGGCCCGCAAGUUAGAGUUGGAGUCCCAGGUGGAUCUGCUGCAGACCCAGAGUCAGAGGCUGCAGAAACACAUCAGCGACCUGGAGGCUGAAGCUCAGAGGAGGCAGGACACGUUGAAAGAGCUGGCAGUUGAGGAGAGUAAUGCUUCUCCACGUUUUGAGCCAGAUCUCCACAUUGAGGACCUGAGGAAAUCCCUUGGGACAAGCAAGGAGGAGACCGACUUGUCCUUGGACAGCGUCCGGCACUACCUCUCUGCUGAGGGGAUAGCCCUCCGUAGUGCCAAGGAGUUCCUGGUGCGGCAGACACGCUCCAUGCGGAGGCGGCAGACGGCUCUGAAAGCCGCCCAGCGGCACUGGCGCCAUGAGCUGGCCAGUGCUCAGGAGGCAGCCAAAGACCCGCCAGGCACCAAGGCCCUGGAAGACAUGCGCAAGGACCUGGAGGAGGAGACCAGGCACCUGGAUGAGAUGAAGUCGGCCAUGCGGAAAGGCCACGACUUGUUGAAGAAGAAAGAGGAGAAGCUGAAUCAGCUCGAGUCCUCUCUCCGGGAAGAGGCUUCAGAUGAGGACACUCUGAGAGGAGUCCCCACCAAGAAGGUGGUGACCUUUGACCUCAGUGACAUGGAAGACACGAGCAGCGAAAGUUCUGAAUCCUGCCCCCUACCUCACAUCACCCCGACCCCAGGUCCCACCUUCCCCAACAAGAUCCACUACUUGAGCAGCUCCCUGCAGCGGAUCAGCAGCCAGCUCAACGGCGUCCUCAGCAUGCUGGGCAGCCUCAGCACUCAGCCACCACCACCGCUCGUCACUUCCGCACCAGUGCAGAUCCCUCCCUGGUCCUCUAGGAGCAUCCCCUUUCCCACCUCCCCCUCCCGGGUCUCAGCCUCCUUCCCUGCUACACCCACGUCCACCCGGUGGGCCUGGGACCCGGGGCUGGGCCCCAGGCUCUCCUCCUCCGUGGCUCAAACAGUGGACGAUUUCCUGGUGGAGAAGUGGCGCAAGUAUUUUCCAACUGGCAUCCCGUUCCUCAGCAGCGGCCCUACCCCCGUGGAGAACAGGCUGGGUUACGUGUCUGCCAGUGAGCAGCUCCGCCUCCUGCAGCGUUCCUCUCUCCAUCCUCAAGUCCCCGAGGCGGGCAGCAACAACUUUCAGGGCAUGAUCGAGGCUAACCGAAAGUGGCUAGAACGUUACAAGAACGACCCCAAGUCACAUCUCUUCUCCUCGAUGCCCAAGCCAACAGCCCCUCUGGGCCUCCUGCAGCUGGGCCUGGAUGAGAACAACAGACUGAAAUUGUAUCAUCACUAUUGAGGCCCAGAGCAGUGGCGUCUGGGGCACCGGCCUCUCCUGCCUCCAGACCAAGUGCCUGAGGAGCUGCCUGCACUUUAUUCCCUGUGCUAAAGCAUUCUCCUGGCCCGCCUUUGCUGCUUUCCCCACUCAGAACUUGGAACCAUGGGGGAUGGGUGAAAAGGAUGGUCCGACUGGAAACAGUAAGCCGCCCCCUCUGUGACCACGUAAUGUUUCUCAGGCUGAAAUGUGUGGACUUCUGUGAGCUCCUGCAUGGACGUGGCAACACUGGUGAUGUGGGGCAGCUGAGGGGCAUCAGGGACAUGGGCACCUUCAGGAGGAAGGGGUGGGUAUCAGAGGAGCUGCUGUCAAAGGCCAACGGACUCCCUUUGGAGCUGACACUGCUGGAGGCUCCCAUAGUUAUGGGUAUGGUCCUUAAUUCACCAGAACAAAGCCCCCGGCAUGUCUGUACCCUGGGACCAGGCUCUGUCUAAUACCUCAGCCACGUAGAGAUCAGACCUUUCCUUCUUUUUCUUUUAAUGUCCCCUUUUCAGGAGCCCUGCAAGAGGUUGCUGGAGGCUGGGCCCCAGAAGUUUUGCUGCCUCUCUUCCCUGUGCUGGCACUAUGCUUCCUCAGGGGCUCUCCCUUCCCCUUCUCCUUCCCCGGGGCUCCUCCCCAGAGCCGUCCCAGCUAGAGUCUCAGGUCUCAGCACACAACUUUCAGAAAGCCAACAAGCCCUAGGAAAAGGCUAGGAUGGCUUCUGGUCCUCAGCUUAUUUUCUCUUCCUGGCCCACCUCAGGUCUGUUCAUGGAUUCUGUUUCCAGCCAUCUUUUCUACCUGUGCCACCCCCAGCCCCAUCCACUGCCGCCCCUUCCCAGAGCCUGGAGACUCAUUCUGAAGGAGCUGAGGGAUCCUGUGCCAUUUGGAGCUGCUGCCAUUCUGGCACGGCUCCCUGCAGUCCCACCUCCCAUCAGCGGGCCCCUGAGGGGGUUGCAGGGGCUGUUCUCUGACAGCUGUCCCAUUGUUUAAAUAAAAUGCCCCCAUUUUUCUUGUCUUGAAAGCUAUGGGGUUGCCCUUGCCUCUCCAACGCAGAGAAACCAACUCUCCACCAUCCCACCACUCAUUUCUUUGUCAUUAAGAUCCAGUUGGCUUUUCUACCCCCCAGAUACUUUUUAGGCAUCAGUCACAUUAGCCAACAAAAAAAAGUCCAUUUUAUUAUUUGGCUCAUUCUGUGUGCUUUGGGAAUAGCUCACAUGUUACAGCCAACUCUGGUGACAAUCCUGUGUUUUCUACAUCAAUUAAAUCUCUGCAGGUCCAUUUUCUAUAA
This is a messenger RNA of Diceros bicornis minor, 7497 nucleotides long. It is a transcript of the gene CEP164, whose product is annotated as centrosomal protein 164. The transcript is spliced from 34 exons. Gene Ontology annotation, molecular function: protein binding. The record is from RefSeq and is a predicted model, not a curated record. Bases 246 to 6194 code for a protein of 1982 amino acids. NCBI's taxonomy places the organism in Eukaryota, Metazoa, Chordata, Mammalia, Perissodactyla, Rhinocerotidae.